AUGAUUUUAUAUCAAAUGGUGCAUUUCAUUUUAUUUGUCUCAGUUUCCAGCGAAUGUGUGACUAAGCUGUUCCAAGGCAGCUCUUUCCAGGGAGGCGACAUUACUACUGUUUUUGCACCAAGUGCCCAGCACUGCCAAGUGGUCUGCACCUUUCAUCCAAGAUGUCUGCUCUUCACCUUUGUGACUGACUCAUCAUCUGAAGAUCCAACCAAAUGGUUUACUUGCAUCCUGAAGGACAGCGCUACAGAAACACUGCCGUGGGUGAAUAUGACAGGAGCAAUUUCUGGACAUUCUUUCAAGCAAUGCCCACACCAUAUAAGUGUUUGCAACAAAAAUGUUUAUGAGGACCUAGACAUGAAGGGCAUGAACUAUCAUAGCUCUAUUACCAAGAACACUCAGGAAUGCCAAGAGAAAUGCACCAAUGACAUCCAUUGUCAAUUUUUUACAUAUGCAACAAGACAGUUUCCAAGCGCAGAGCAUCGUAACAUUUGUUUAUUGAAGUACACCCAAACGGGGACACCUACCCGAAUAACGAAGCUCAAUAAAGUAGUGUCUGGAUUUGCACUGAAAUCCUGUGCACUUUCUAACCUGGCUUGUAUUAGAGAUAUUUUCCCGAGCACAGCAUUUGCAGACAUUAACGUUGGCAGUGUAAUGGCUCCAGAUGCCUUUGUCUGUCGCCGCAUUUGUACCCACCAUCCCAAUUGUUUGUUUUUUACUUUCUUUUCUCAAGAAUGGCCAAAAGAAAAUGAAAGAAAUCUUUGUCUCCUUAAAACAUCUGAAAGUGGACUACCCGGUGCACGCAUUAAAAAGAGCAAAGCUCUUUCUGGUUUCAGCCUACAAAACUGCCGGCACAGUGUUCCGGUGUUAUGUCAUCCUUCCUUUUACCAUGACACUGAUUUCUUGGGAGAAGAGCUGGACAUUGUUGAUAUGAAUGGGCAUGAAGACUGCCAGAAAAUGUGCAGCAACAGUAUCCGCUGUCAAUUUUUUACCUAUUCUCCAUCUCAAGAAUCUUGCAAAGGAGGGAAGGGUAAAUGUUACUUAAAACUUUCUUCCAAUGGAUCUCCAACUAAAAUACUUCAUGGGCGAGGAGGCAUUUCUGGAUAUACAUUAAGGUUAUGUAAAAUGGAUAAUGUGUGUACAACUAAAAUCAAGUCCAGAAUUGUUGGAGGAACAGCAUCUGACUUUGGUGAGUGGCCAUGGCAGAUAACUUUACACAUCACUUCACCCACCCAGAGACACUUGUGUGGAGGCUCCAUCAUUGGAAACCAGUGGAUAUUAACAGCUGCUCAUUGUUUCAACGAGGUAGAGUCACCGAAAAUUUUGCGUGUCUAUAGUGGCAUUUUAAAUCAAUCAGAAAUAAAAGAAAACACAUCUUUUUUGGGGGUUCAAGAAGUAAUAAUUCAUGAUCAAUAUGAAAAGGCGGAAAGUGGAUAUGAUAUUGCUUUGCUGAAGUUGGAAACAACCAUGAAUUUUACUGAUGCUCAACGACCCAUAUGCCUACCUUCCAAAGGAGAUGGAAAUGUAAAAUAUACUGACUGCUGGGUGACUGGAUGGGGGUACAGAAAAGUAAGAGACAAAAUACAGGAUACUCUCCAGAAAGCCCCAAUACCACUGGUGACAAAUGAAGAAUGUCAGACAAGAUACAGGGGGCAUAAAAUAACCAAUAAGAUGAUCUGUGCAGGCUAUAAAGAAGGAGGGAAGGAUGCUUGCAAGGGAGAUUCAGGGGGGCCCUUGUCCUGUAAGCACGAUGAGGUCUGGCAUCUGGUGGGCAUCACAAGUUGGGGUGAAGGCUGUGCUCAAAGGGAACGGCCAGGUGUUUACACCAAAGUGGUAGAGUAUGUGGACUGGAUUUUGGAGAAAACUCAAGCAUCCUAA
Talpa occidentalis (Iberian mole) is the source of this 1875-nucleotide messenger RNA. It is a transcript of the gene F11, whose product is annotated as coagulation factor XI. Gene Ontology annotation, cellular component: extracellular region. The coding region runs from base 1 to 1875 and encodes 624 amino acids. Gene Ontology annotation, biological process: proteolysis. Lineage: Eukaryota; Metazoa; Chordata; Mammalia; Eulipotyphla; Talpidae. The record is from RefSeq and is a predicted model, not a curated record. The transcript has 14 exons. Gene Ontology annotation, molecular function: serine-type endopeptidase activity; protein binding.